Molecule: messenger RNA, 1422 nt
Organism: Tribolium madens (black flour beetle)
Lineage: Eukaryota; Metazoa; Arthropoda; Insecta; Coleoptera; Tenebrionidae
Product: epimerase family protein SDR39U1
Exons: 4
Coding region: 112-1017 (301 amino acids)
Source: RefSeq, a predicted model, not a curated record
ACAACACACUUUUUUUUAGGUUAUUGUUGUUGCAGACAGGUGCGCCAACUUAACGUCAUUUGAAAAUGUUAUGAGAUGUCUGGCUAAAAACAACCAUCAUCAUCAACGAAUAUGUCCAAAGCUUUAGGCACCGCUCUCGUGGGGGGCGGUACGGGCUUCAUAGGAAGUCACUUAUGUAAGACUUUAAAGUCUCAAGGGUAUGGCGUUACUGUCAUUUCCCGAAUGCCGGGUCCCCAACGUAUGACCUGGAACGACUUGAACCGUGUCGGACUUCCCGAAGGAACAACAGCUGUGAUUAAUUUAGCUGGACAAAAUGUCCUAGACAUGAAACAACGCUGGAACGCCGGCUUUAAACAAAACGUCUUCAACUCGAGAAUCAACACGACUUUAUCCCUGGCCAAGGCAAUAUCAAACGCACAAAAUAAACCCUCAGUUUUUGUGACUAUAUCAGGAGUUGGGAUCUACAAACCUGAUAAAGUCAGAGAAUACGAUGAAACUAGUGUAGAACCAGAGUUCGAUUUUUUCUCACGGCUUUGUCAUGAGUGGGAAAAAGCAGCCAAGCUUCCCGCAGGGCCCACGAGGCAAGUGACGAUACGUAGCGGCGUUGUUUUGGGGCGAAACGGAGGGAUGAUCAAACAGCUCUACUUGCCGUUCUUUUGCGGACUGGGGGGCCCAGUAAUGCCUGGCGACCAGUACUUGCCCUGGAUUCACAUUGACGAUCUUACCGGACUAAUUUUAUUUGCACUCAAGAAUGGGAAAGUUGACGGGACUCUAAAUGGAGUGGCGCCACAAAACAUCACAAAUAAAGAAUUUUCAGACGCUUUUGCGAAGGCUAUGAGACGUCCGGCUUUUUUCCCCGUUCCUAAGUUCGUCCUGAAUGUUUUACUUAAUGAAGAAAGAGCUAAUAUGUUAACUGAAGGACAAAAAGUUUUGCCAAAGAGAACAAUGGCUUUAGGUUUUCAAUAUAAAUACCCCGAUAUUGCGUCCGCAUGUCAACAAGUUGUUACAAAACGUUGAAACUUAUUUAUUUCUAUUUCUUAGAUCUAAUCGUUACAAAAAAUUAAAAAAAAAAUCACAAUUGAAGUGCUGUUAAGAAAUUGUCUCCCAAGACAUACAAAUAAGUGUUUGAAGCAUAAAUCCCUAGAAUUUCAUCAUUUCCAGGUAGAGUAUAAACUUGUUGCUGGGAGCGUGAGUUUACGUUCAUUCCAGUUAUUCUAUUCCUUAACUGAUUGAAAUCAAUCCUUUUAUGUUGGCAAUAAAUAAAAAUAUGUUUUUUCGACUCGCAAAUAACAGCAUAAUUCAAGUCAGGAGAGGUCACAAAAAACUUCAUUUGCUGUUUCGACGCCUGGAAAAUAUAAUGAGAAAAUGUAUUUCAAGUCUUCAACUCACCUGAAUAUAACCCAUAGCUAGCAAAGUGCCUUU